AUGGCUUCAAACAUUCCGAUCGAUUGGAACGAACCUCCUUACGACGUAGAAGAUGCAGUCCCGAGAUCUUCACGUCCGAUUCAUCUGUGGAAGAGGAUAUUGACCAGCAAGUUAAUGGUGGAGAAGGAAAUAAUGUGCAAUAGAUUUUCAAUGAGUUCGACGACGUCAAUGGUGAAGCAGUGGAAACAAGACAAGACCCUAACUAACGCUGAACGUUGGGCAGUUUACCAUGCUUUGUUGGAGAAAAGUGUAAAUGGCUCAUAUGUGGAUGUUUCAUCGAGAAAGGCACGAAACUGUGGUCACAAACGAAUUGAAGUGGAUUUGAAUAGAAUUCAACAGAUAGAGUGGCAUCAACGAACAACACUUACAUCUCUUUCUAAUGCUUUAGGAGUUAGUUGUUCCAAAUUGCACAACCUUUUUAUGCGAGGCGUUCUACGUCGUCACUCAAGUGCCAUAAAACCACAUUUGAAAGACGAAAACAAAAUAUCACGACUAGAGUUUUGUUUAUCGAUGCUUGAUGAAAGCACAACGUCGAACGAGCCAAAGUUUAAGGGAAUGUAUAACUAUGUGCCCAUCGACGAGAAAUGGUUUUACAUGACAAAGAAGGAGCAAACAUAUUACCUGCUCAACAAUGAAGAAGAUCCUCACCGUUCAUGCCAAAGUAAAAAUAACAUUGCAAAAGUUAUGUUUCUAGCAGCCACAGCUCGUCCUAGAUUUGAUGGUGAAGGAAGGGUGGUAUUUUCGAGCAAAGUUGGAUAUUGGGCGUUUGUGACAGAGCAACCAACCCAAAGAAACAGCAGGAACAUACAAGCUGGCACGAUGGAGAUGAAGGCGAUCACAUCUGGUAAAAGAGAGAAUGUGAAAGCGUUUUUAAUUGAAAAAGUUAUCCUAGCUAUUACUGAGAAAUGGCCUAGCUCCGGAGAAACUAUUUAUGUCCAACAAGACAAUGCUAGGACACACGUCCCUCCCAAUGACCCUGAUUUUGGCUAUACAGUCGCUACAACAAAAAAUGUGCGCAAGGAAUAUCCAUGA
This is a messenger RNA of Striga asiatica, 1032 nucleotides long. NCBI's taxonomy places the organism in Eukaryota, Viridiplantae, Streptophyta, Magnoliopsida, Lamiales, Orobanchaceae. The record is from the annotation of a GenBank genome assembly.